AUUAAAGGUGGGCGUUUCUCAGACCACAGAGAGUAAAAGACCGACCAUACGAUCACAAGCAUCUCGUGUGUUGUGUCUGGAGCUGUUUAUUAUAGUUGAAGCUUGAGUCUAAACAAAUGCCAGCCUACUUCAGCAGGGCAUGCAUGAGAUCGAGAAGGAUGAGAUUGAGAAUGACCACCACUUUGCUCAGGACUUUGUAGCUGGGUGGUUUGGAGGUGUCACUGGUUUGGUGGCAGGGCACCCGUUUGACACGGUCAAGGCCAGGAUGCAGCUGGAUACUGUACCUCGGAAGUACAAGGGUACCAUCAACUGCUUCAGUCAGAUCAUCAACAAAGAAGGGGUGAGAGCUCUGUACAAAGGCAUGUUCUCUCCAAUGAUUGGGAUGGCUUUCAUUAAUGCUAUAGUGUUUGGAGUCCAGCACAACAUGAUGAGAAGAAUGGAACGAACUUACCUCAAUUCAUUCAUCGCCGGCGGCAUAGCUGGAGCUCUUCAGACUUUCAUCUGUUGUCCUAUUGAGCUCAUCAAGCUGAGAAUGCAGGCACAAACAAAUCCGAUUCAGCUGUUUGAAAUCCACCAUGUUGACUCGCAGAUGGUGUACAAAGAUCCCUGGGACGCUACUGUGCAAGUGUACAAGAAGGCGGGUCUCCGGGGGCUGUACAAGGGGACCCUGAUCACCAUGGCGAGGGAGGUCCCAGGUUUUGGUUGUUAUUUUGCUUCCUACGAUUAUCUGUGCAAUUUGUCCAUGAGGAUUUUCAAGAAUGAGCAUCGAGACACCAUACACCCGGUCACCCUGUGUCUUUGCGGAGGUAUAAGUGGAAUCAACACAUGGAUUAUGUCAUAUCCCGUGGAUGUUGUCAAAUCAAGACUACAAGUCGACGGCAUGUUUGGCAAAGAAAUUUACUCCAAUUCAAUAGACUGCUUUAGGAAGACGUUCCACGAAGGAGGUAAAACAGGUUAUGGACGAUACUUGAUGUUUUUUAGGGGCCUUAAUUCAACGAUGGCCAGAGGUUUUAUUGUGAACGCAGUCACAUUUCCCACAGUCGUACUAAUACUACGCUACUGGAGGAAAGACAGCAAUAACUGAGCACUAUUUUUUUUUAUUUAUUCAUAUGCAUUUUGUAUAAUUAUUAUAAUAAUGUGUGUGUUUGUAAUGGUAUGAUUUAAAGGUUUUUGUCAA
This is a messenger RNA of Halichondria panicea, 1177 nucleotides long. RefSeq names its product mitochondrial basic amino acids transporter-like. NCBI's taxonomy places the organism in Eukaryota, Metazoa, Porifera, Demospongiae, Suberitida, Halichondriidae. The record is from RefSeq and is a predicted model, not a curated record. Gene Ontology annotation, molecular function: transmembrane transporter activity. The coding region runs from base 140 to 1084 and encodes 314 amino acids. Gene Ontology annotation, biological process: transmembrane transport. The transcript has 4 exons. Gene Ontology annotation, cellular component: mitochondrion.